Messenger RNA from Heterocephalus glaber (naked mole-rat), 1670 nucleotides. It is a transcript of the gene Tspan12, whose product is annotated as tetraspanin 12. Gene Ontology annotation, cellular component: plasma membrane. NCBI's taxonomy places the organism in Eukaryota, Metazoa, Chordata, Mammalia, Rodentia, Bathyergidae. The record is from RefSeq and is a predicted model, not a curated record.
CAGACACCACCAUUUUUAAGGGGUUUAGUGCGCGGACUUCUCCAAAGUUUGUAGGUUUUAUCUCUUUCCAGACCUUGUCUUGUGGAAGUGAGGGGUCUCUUUGGGGUGAGAGGGACAAGAAACACCCACUAGGACCCAACCUCGGCAGUCAGCGGCCGAGCAUGCGCUGAGAGUUUAUGCAGCUGGCCCUGGCGGCCACUGCUGCCUCGUCCGGGACUUGGCGAGGACUUGGGAGGGACAGCGGCGCUGGGAGGUGGCUUAGCAGAGACUUUCCAGCAACUGCUGCCCAGGACUUCUUUUUUUUUUUCUCUUUCUUUUUCCCAGGAGGCGGCGACGGUCGGGGGUGGGGGUAGGGAGUGGAGGGAGGAAGCGAAGGAAGAGAAGGAAGCGUCCACUGCUUGAGCCAAUGCAGCCCCGCGCCUCUCCGGGAGCAGCGUCCGCGCCCCAAUGAGCCCCCGCCGAGCGUUCCUGAGUGUCCCCCGGCGGGCGCGGGGCGCGGAGCCGAGCGUCGACGAUAGCAGCUGCUCUGCCGGCGGCUGUAGGAUGUGGUGAAAGGAUGGGGCUUCUCCCUCCUGAGGCUCACAAUGGCCAGAGAGGAUUCCGUGAAGUGUUUGCGUUGCUUGCUCUACGCCCUCAAUCUGCUCUUUUGGUUAAUGUCCAUCAGUGUGUUGGCAGUCUCUGCUUGGAUGAGGGAUUACCUGAAUAAUGUUCUGACUCUAACUGCUGAAACAAGAGUGGAGGAGGCAGUCAUCUUGACUUACUUUCCUGUAGUUCAUCCUGUCAUGAUUGCUGUUUGCUGUUUCCUUAUCAUUGUGGGGAUGCUGGGAUACUGUGGAACGGUGAAAAGAAACCUGUUGCUUCUUGCUUGGUACUUUGGAAGUUUACUUGUCAUUUUCUGUAUAGAACUGGCUUGUGGAGUUUGGACAUAUGAGCAGGAACUUAUGGUUCCAGUACAGUGGUCAGAUAUGGUUACUUUGAAAGCCAGAAUGACAAAUUAUGGCUUACCUAGAUAUCGGUGGCUUACUCACGCUUGGAAUUUUUUUCAGAGAGAGUUUAAGUGUUGUGGAGUCGUGUAUUUUACUGACUGGCUGGAAAUGACAGAGAUGGACUGGCCUCCAGAUUCCUGCUGUGUUAGGGAAUUUCCAGGAUGUUCCAAACAGGCCCACCAGGAAGAUCUCAGUGACCUUUAUCAAGAGGGUUGUGGGAAGAAAAUGUACUCCUUUUUGAGAGGAACCAAACAACUGCAAAUACUUAGGUUUCUGGGAAUCUCCAUUGGAGUGACACAAAUCCUGGCCAUGAUUCUCACCAUUACUCUCCUCUGGGCUCUGUAUUAUGAUAGAAGAGAACCUGGGACAGGCCAAAUGAUGUCCCUGAAGAAUGACAACUCUCAGCAUCUUUCAUGUCACUCAGUAGAACUGUUAAAACCAAGCCUUUCAAGGAUCUUUGAACAUACAUCUAUGGCAAACAGCUUUAAUACACACUUCGAGAUGGAAGAAUUAUAAAGACUGUCAAGAAGGAAACCACAAACUUGUUUUAUUGGACUUGUGAAUUUUUGAGUACACAGUUAUCUGUUUCAAAAGUUUGUAGACUUAAAAAUAUUGCCAUAAAAUAAUGUGUAGACAUAUAAUUUUGUACUCUUUAAAAUAAAGAGGGGAAAGUUUUAUAUGUCA